Micropterus dolomieu (smallmouth bass) is the source of this 3068-nucleotide messenger RNA. RefSeq names its product 1-phosphatidylinositol 4,5-bisphosphate phosphodiesterase delta-1-like. Lineage: Eukaryota; Metazoa; Chordata; Actinopteri; Centrarchiformes; Centrarchidae. Gene Ontology annotation, molecular function: calcium ion binding; phosphatidylinositol-4,5-bisphosphate phospholipase C activity. The record is from RefSeq and is a predicted model, not a curated record. Gene Ontology annotation, biological process: phosphatidylinositol-mediated signaling; lipid metabolic process. The annotation marks the transcript as partial. The transcript has 13 exons.
CUUUCCUCUCUCCAAACAGUCCCCGUUGAUGACAUUGAUUCAGUGCGCCUGGGCCGUCAGUCUGAAGGGCUAAAAAAGUACACCAACACCAGUGAUGAAGAUCAGUGCUUCUCCAUCUUCUUCAAAGGCAAGAAGAAAAAUCUUGACCUCAUGGCAGGCAGUGGAGUGGAGGCAAAGCAGUGGGUUAACAGCCUGGUGAAGAUUAUGAGAUACAUACGCAGCCUCAACCGCCAGCAGAACAGUGAGCAUUGGAUCUUCGAAUGCAUGAGGAAUGCUGACAAGAAUCACGACAACAUGAUGACCCUGAAGGAGGUGAAGGCCUUCAUGCGACAGAUCAACAUUGAGGUGGACAGCCAAUAUGCAGAGCAACUUUUCAGGAAAUGUGACACAUCCAAAUCAGGCACCCUGGAGGGUGCAGAGAUCAAGCAAUUCUACGAUGAGCUGACGCACCGGAAGGAGAUAGAUGAGAUUUAUGGGAUGUACGCUCAAACAGAGGGUCAGAUGAGUGCCGGAGACCUGCUGAACUUCCUGUUGAAUGAGCAAAGGGAGCAGGUGUCCAUGGAGGACGCUCUCAAGCUAAUUAAAAAAUAUGAGGUGGAUGGGACAGCGAAGCAGAAGAAGCACUUGACCAAAGAUGGCUUCCUGAUGUACCUGCAGCACGAAGAUAACUCCAUCUUCAAACCAGCUCAGAAACCACUUUAUCAGGACAUGCACCAGCCGUUCAACCAUUACUACAUCUCCUCCUCACACAACACGUACCUGAUGGAAGACCAACUCAAAGGACCCAGCAGCACAGAAGCCUACAUAAAAGCACUGAUGAAGAGCUGUCGCUGUGUGGAACUGGACUGUUGGGAUGGGGCUAAUGGCGAGCCUGUUAUUUACCACGGCUAUACACUCACAUCUAAAGUGCUCUUCAAAGACGUCAUCAAAGCCAUCAAAGAAUACGCCUUCAAAACGUCUGACUACCCAGUGAUCCUGUCUCUGGAGAAUCACUGCACCCUGGAACAACAGAAGGUCAUGGCCGAUCACAUGAUCAAAAUCCUGGGUGAUGCUUUGGUCAGAAAGCCUCUGGGCACCACCAUACCCACAAACUUCCCCUCACCUGAGGAGCUGAAGGGCCGGUUCCUCAUCAAGGGAAAGCGACUGAACAAACUGGAUGCUGCCUUUAACAAUGACAGCACCAUAGAGGACGAAAAUGUGUCUGAGGAGGAUGAGGCUGCAGACUGUAAGGAGAAUAGCCAAAAGGGCAAACCAAAGAAAACAAAAAUCAAACUUGCCAAACAGCUCUCAGAUGUCGUAAUCUACUGCAAGAGUGUCCAUUUUAAUUCGUUUGAACACUCCAAGAACAACCAGGCCUUCUAUGAGAUGUCGUCCUUCAAGGAGAGCAAAGCGUUCCAACUGGCUGAGACUUCAGCUACUGGCUUCAUCCAUCACAACAUGGACAAACUUAGUCGGAUCUACCCAGCUGGCUCCAGAACUGACUCCUCCAACUAUAACCCAGUGCCCAUGUGGAACGUCGGAUGCCAGAUAGUGGCGUUGAACUUCCAGACUCCCCACAAGGAGAUGCAGCUAAACCAGGGUCGGUUUCGACCAAAUGGUUUUUGCGGCUACAUCCUGAAACCUGAAUUCCUGAGAAGCCCGUCGUCUCAGUUUGAUCCCAACGCACUUACCAACGGGCCCUGGCUGCAAAAGAAGACGUUUCAUGUGAUGGUGAUCUCAGCUCAGCAGUUGCCCAAACUCAACAAGGACAAACCCAAAUCCAUCGUCGACCCUCUGGUGAGAGUGGAGAUUUAUGGUGUCCCAGCAGACAAUGCCAGCAAGGAGACACCCCACAUUGACAACAAUGGGUUCAACCCCGCGUGGAAUGAGAGUCUCCAGUUUGACAUCCACGUCCCAGAGUUGGCCAUGGUGCGAUUUGUGGUGGAGGACUUUGACAAAGCAUCCCAUAAUGAUUUCAUCGCGCAGUACUGUCUACCGCUCACCAGUGUACAGAACGGAUAUCGGCAAGUCCCGCUGCUCAACAAGAGAGGUGACCUCAUCCCCUCUGCCGGACUGUUUGUGCACGUCAUGCUCAUGGACGCCCAGUAGGCUCGUGUUGGGAAAGCGUUCAGGCCAGCAACAGGAUUUAUUUCAUUGUUGUUACUCUAAAGGGGUUUAUCCUUUAUCCAGUUUCAAAGCUAAAUAACAGAACUGAUCAAAUACUUCAACAGAUAUGUCAUGUAGAAAAAAACUAUUUUCAUCUGCCAGCUGCUGACUCACUGUUGUGUGUGUAACACUUUCCUGUCAUUGUAUAAUUUUAGCUUUUUUAAAAAACCUUUGGUUGAGGGCGCCUGUACGGUAACAAGGCAAGAGUGAAUGAAAAUGUGAACGAAAGAGCAGCGAAUGAGCAGUGUGGGAAGUUAUUUAAAGAAAGUCUUUUAAUUGUUGUCAUGUUGGGGAGAGGUACAAUAGUUGUAAAUAAGGUGUGUAUUCCAGCAGAACAUAAACUGGCUAUGUAGUUUCUGAAUAGUAUUUACAUUUAUACAGAUUUCUUAUACUUGAUUUCUUCAGAUUUCCCCUCAGGAUCAUACAAAUCAGGGUCAUACUCGUAUUUCUCAAGCAGAACAACAAGCACUCAACAGUUUUUAUUUGAAUGUUUUUUUAUGACUCUUCUGAUUAGAGCAAGCCAUGAUUUACAUUUUCUCAAUUCUGAUACCGUAAUAAUGUUGAAUACUGUGUGAUGUUUUGUGUGUCUGUGUUAAGGUGUCCAUUCAUUUUGAAAGCAGAUUGUCCUGCAGAGAUGGCUGCUCCAGAAUGUUUGUCAAUGUUUGUUUUUUUAAACGCCUUUAAAUGCCUUAUAACUUUUGUUUGAUUAUUUAUAUGAUGAGCAUAUCUAUGAAUUAAAUGUAUUGGAUAUGAAUCUGCUCUAAACAUAUUGAACCAUAAAUAACUUAAUCAAGUAUUUGUCAAGCAAAUCCUUAUUUUUCAUCACUACAGCAGUUUUUACACGACAAAGUCUUUCAGUAUGUUUUUACUGUCACUGUGUACAUUUGCACUAGCCGUUAAAUAAAACCAGCAGAGUCUCUGAU